Molecule: messenger RNA, 2627 nt
Organism: Ananas comosus (pineapple)
Lineage: Eukaryota; Viridiplantae; Streptophyta; Magnoliopsida; Poales; Bromeliaceae
Product: myb-related protein 3R-1-like
Exons: 8
Coding region: 483-2186 (567 amino acids)
Biological process (GO): regulation of DNA-templated transcription
Cellular component (GO): nucleus
Molecular function (GO): RNA polymerase II cis-regulatory region sequence-specific DNA binding; DNA-binding transcription factor activity, RNA polymerase II-specific
Source: RefSeq, a predicted model, not a curated record
AACGGGCGAGGUUUUUUGAAAGGCUUCUUCGAGUCGUUAGAGAGAGAGAGAAAGAGAGGAGAGAGAGAGAGAGAGAGAGAGAAGGGGCGGGGCGAGGUUUCGUGGAUUCGAGGGUUUCGAACCUCUUUAGCUUCGCCCUCGCGCCACCUCCCCGCGCGUGGAGCUCCUCGAUUCCUCUGAGGGGGGUUUCCCUCUCGGGCGAUCGAUACUAAGCUUUCGAAUCCCCACCGACCUCCGCGGAUCGCGCCGCCGCCGCGGUUUCGAUCCCCUGCCGCUUCGAUUCCUCCGGUUUUAUCGAUCCGAAACCCUAGGAAUCGUGGGCUCCCUUUCGGUUUUGUUUCUAGAUGGUUUGGUUUGGAUUGGGGAGCUUUUUUGGCCUUUGAAUUGGGAUUCGGACGUUGGGAUCUCGGUUUUGGCGUAAAGGUAGGGUUUUGGGGGGUUAUCUCUUGACUUUUGAUGCUAUGGAGUUGGGGAGAUGAUAGAUGGAGGCGAUGGCGGCUGUGAAGAUCGAGCAGGGCUGCGUGGAGAACAAGCAAUUGACGGCCGCGUCGAGCCCCUCGCUAUCCGAUGGGAGCUGUGGGCUUUCAAGCAUGUCCCCUGCUGUUUCGAGCCCGCCUACGGCUUCACCAUCCCAUAAGAGGACUACUGGCCCCAUAAGGCGAGCUAAGGGUGGCUGGACCCCCCAAGAGGAUGAGACGCUGAGGAAAGCAGUUGAAGCUUACAAAGGAAGAUGUUGGAAGAAAAUAGCUGAAUUUUUCCCGGAUAGGACAGAAGUGCAAUGUCUUCAUAGAUGGCAAAAGGUUCUCAAUCCUGAACUUAUUAAAGGUCCUUGGACUCCAGAGGAAGAUGAGAUAAUCAUCGAACUUGUAAAGAAAUAUGGACCAGCAAAAUGGUCUGUCAUUGCAAGGUCAUUACCUGGUCGCAUUGGCAAACAAUGCCGAGAGAGGUGGCAUAAUCAUUUGAACCCUAAAAUAAAGAAAGAUGCUUGGACUGCAGACGAAGAGAUCUCACUCAUCAAUGCUCAUCGUGUGCAUGGAAACAAAUGGGCAGAAAUCGCAAAGGUCCUACCUGGAAGGACUGAUAAUUCCAUUAAGAACCAUUGGAAUAGUUCGUUAAAGAAAAAGUUAGAAUUUUACUCGCAAACUGGUAAGCUCCCACCAGUUCCGAAGCCUGCUUUGAAUAAUGGUACCAAGGAUGUACCAAAACUAGUUAAUGAGCAAGUUUAUCCCAAAAAUACCAAAUCUUUACUAGGAACUACUGGUUCUGGUUCUGCACAUUUUAGUCCACCUACAGAAUUGGCUACUAUGGAAAAUUGCAAGGAAGAGUUACAACUUUUUUCUCCAAGUAAUUCAACAGGUGAAUCGGCGAGAGGACUUGACGAUUCUUCUAUUAAUUGCAGAAUUCUGCCUCAUGAAACUGAUCAUACAUCUAGUAAGGGUGAUUCAGUAGAUGAUUCAGCAGAAAUUAGCAACACGGCUGAAACCGAUCAAGCCAGCAAAAGAACUAGAGGGAUGUUAUUUAGUGAAGACUCUCCAUUUGGCUCUCUUUACUAUGAGCCGCCUCAAUUAGAAGAUUUUGGUUCUCUCUUUAAAGCAUACAGUCCUAUACUGCAUGCCUACAGCUCGGACGUGGUUCGAUCGCCCGCUGGUUAUCUCACCCCUCCAUGCGGGUUCAAAAAGGGUUCGGUUCAGCUGAGUGCUGAAUCCAUACUGAAGAGCGCAGCUAUGAGCUAUCCUAAUACUCCAUCUAUAAUACGGAGGAGGAAAAGGGAAACACAGACGCCUCUUCCUCUUGAUAGCAAUACACAAACAAAUGAGUGGAAGGAUCAAGAUAGUGCUUGUUCUCCAAUAGGACGGGAAAGUGGAAGUAACCAGGAGGUGUUCAAAGAAUCGACAAGUCAUUCUAGUGAGGGAAAGAGCAUUAAUAUUACCCCUCCGUAUAGGUUGAGAUCGAAAAGAACUUCGAUGAUCAAAUCUGUGGAAAAGCAACUGGAUUUUAAUUUGAAGGAUGAUUUUGAUGGUAGUGCCAAAUUCCAGAGCUUGGCUUCCCAAAACAGUUCUGCAAUUAAUACUAUUUCUAGCACCGAUUUUUCAAGCAUGCAAGGGAUGGCAUUGAAUGAGCAUCCAGUUGGAUUGGAAGAUUUGGCGAAGGACUUUGCGCUUACAACUAAUUUGGGAGUGGCCUAAUGCACAAACUAAAGGAUUUGGAACCCCAGAUCGCAAUCAAGUGUCGAAGACAUGAGAUGGCCUUUUCCCUCAGCAACACUGAGCCCCGAAUUAGCAGAAUUCUAGCAAACCAGAUUGACUAUUGCGAUAUAGAACACGGUUUUCGCAUUAAAAAUGCAGUCGGAAACUAUAGUAUCUUCCAUUUGUUGAAUUUUAUCGAUCAAAAUCUCUUAGGUGGUAGUGCCAAUUCUCAAUAAAGAAUGUCAACUCUGUCAAAAUUGUGACCUUUGUACAUAAAGCCUUCUGAGAACAGUGUUUAGAAACUUCAUAGGUGGGUGAAUAAGAGCUUUAGAAGUUCAUCUGGUCUCAGAGUUGCCCUUUUUUUGGGUUUAAAAAUGUAUGGCUUGAUCUUGAAAUUUCUGCUAUUUAUAAUUUGGUCUAUAAAUUUUUCACUUAAACAAA